GUUAAUGCGUUAUGUAACACCCUGAGGAUGGUCGUCAUCAGUGCAUGCACUGUCAGUGGUCUGGACUCUUGUUUUAUGGUGUGUGUGAGUCUAGCUCUCCUGUGGAGAACAUCCGAACAGCAGAGCACGGGCAGAUAGAGCUUUUGUGCUGCGCCGACCAUUCUUCCGAGGAGAAAUCUCUGCAAAACAUCCAGUGAAACAUGGGGCCGUUCCAAGAGUACGAGGAAAAGAAGUCCCCUGAGAAAGGCAGCCCUCGCAGUCGCAUCCCACGUUUGGUCCUCCAUCCCUUUCAGCCUAAGGGCAAAGGGUCACCUCUUUCUGACUCCCCUUUCUCAGAGGAGGAGGGAAAAGAGUGUGAUGUCAGCUCAGAUCACUCCAAGAGGACAAACAGCACCAACAGUUUUUACUCAGAUGACACCGGCUGCCCCACUAGUCAGUCUGUGUCCCCCUUCAAAACCCCGUCAGGCUCAGAGCAGAGUGCCCACAGCUCGCCAACACUCCCCGAGCGCAAGACCAAAGUGAAGAGGGUGCGGGUGAUGGCAGAGGGAAGUUGUGAACCACGAAGUGCACCGAGGCGCAAGAAGGAACUCAGGCCUGCCAUGAAAGCCAGAGGAAGUGAGGCAGACUUCAGCUCAUCCAGCAGUACAGGCAGCCUAAAGACCAAGGAGAGCCUGACUUCCAAAUCAUCAGGAAAGAAGGCUCCCUAUCGCAGUCGCAGUACGCACAUCCGAUCGUUCCCAGUCUUCAAACCAGCAGGAAGCCCUGCCAGCAACCGUGAUGCAGAUCUCUACGCUCCCUACAGGACUCCACCCAGAGCUGCUUCCUCGACCAACAGCAGCAGCUGCAACUCUAGCCCGACCUCCAGGCGAGCAAACUUGGGCCGCUACCACUAUUGUGGAGACAACCAUGGAAUCAAACCCCCAAACCCUGAGCAGUACCUCACCCCACUGCAGCAGAAGGAAGUGGCCAUCAGACACUUGAAGACAAAGCUGUUGGAGUCUGAGAACAGGAUGCAUGACAGAGAGGCAGAAAUUGAGGAGCUCAAGGGCCAGCUUAGCAGAAUGAGGGAAGACUGGAUUGAAGAGGAGUGUCACAGAGUAGAGGCCCAGCUGUCCCUCAAAGAAGCCCGUAAGGAAAUCAAACAGCUGCGCCAGGUGGUGGAGACCAUGAAGAGCAGUCUGAUGGAAAAGGAUAAGGGGAUACAGAAGUACUUUAUUGACAUAAACAUCCAAAAUCGGAAGCUGGAGUCGCUGUUGCAAAGCAUGGAGCUGGCUCAGAGUGGUGCCAACCUGCAAGAUGACAACACAUUGGACUUGAUCUUUGACAGCACUGACAGCGGUCGGAAGAAGCUGAUUGGGGAGGGAGAGGGCGUGAUGGAGUUGGGAGAUCAAGCAGAAGAGGCCAUGGCUGAUAGUGGGCUGCUAAUAAAUGAUGAGAUGGCCAACAGAGCUGACAUCUUAGAGCAGGUCUUUAUGUCCACUGCGGUGGAUUUCAGUCAGGAUUCCAUUCGCAAAGCAAAACCCGGGCUAGAGUCUGUCCCCGGGGUGUCCACAUUAUCAGAAAAAUCCAAUCCACCUCCAUCAGCUACUAUACAAGAUACCAGCUGUAUACUUUCACUCUCCCAGGAGAAGACUGAAGAUAAAGGGAUCCAGACUGACAUAACGCCCAUGCCUCAAGACCUCCAGGCUCUGCUUUACCAGCUUCUUAAAGACCCAACGUUGUCCAUCGCCAACACUCUUUUGGGCUUCCAAAACCUUCCCAGCACCACCACUUUCACCUGUGCACAGCCACCUGUCUUGAUGCCUGCCAUACCCAACGUGCUGACCCCUGCCCCACUUGACAGCACAGCCACACUUGCCGACACCGGCUUGUGCGGCUCAGAUCCUGCACAGAGCACACGGUUCAUGGAUGAGUUAGAUUUUGGUGUGAGCACAGAAAAACAUUCUUUGUCACCGGAACUGGGUGUGGUGGGCAAGCAGUAUUGGAGCAACAGUUUCCUGGUGGAUCUGGUUGCAGUGGCAGCCCCUGUGUUACCCACAGUAGCCUGGCUCUACUCACGACAUGGUGUGGAUGGAAGCGCUCCAGUCUACAAUAUUGCUGCACUCAUCCGGGGCUGUUGCAUUAUGGGAUUGCACUCUCUCCGUCAUGUUGCUCACAGGCCAGUUGUGUAAUGCUUCCAACCCACAAGCACACACCUCCCUUUGAAUUAGAAGCACUUUUCAUGUAUUUUUUUCUUAUUGUGAUCACGUAAUGCAGCAUUUUGGGGUCCAGCACUGUUACACUGCACUGUAUUUACCAUCAGUUGAUGCGAAAUGGUAACAUGAAAGGGAAUAUUUAUUCAUGGGGGUAAUUUAUUUCUAGUUUUUCCAAUAAGCUGAUCAUCUUGGUAGAUGGUUGCGUUCAUUGUUUUGUAAUGUUGCCAUGUUGUCCUUUGUUAGAGUAAAAGCUCUCGUUCAGAUGAGAUCUUUUUGGGAGGUGAAAGAUUGAAUGUCUAUUUUUGUUUGACAGGUUUGAUAUGUCUGAGUUAUUGUUCAAAAAGAAACCUUAAACCUUCAGCCAAAGCUUUAAUGUAAAUUCACCUUUUUUUUUGUGAAGUGUAUAUUUUUCCUCCCUAGCAAAGGAGCUUUAUGUGAACCAAUGUAUUGCUAGCAGAAAGUUAAUAGUUAUGUGCCUGAGCUAUGUCCAAUACAAGUGGUUUACAUCAGAUGUCUAUGUAUAUUAUUAAAGCAUGAUAACCAGCCAA
Dunckerocampus dactyliophorus (ringed pipefish) is the source of this 2743-nucleotide messenger RNA. It is a transcript of the gene sybu, whose product is annotated as syntabulin (syntaxin-interacting). Bases 201 to 2171 code for a protein of 656 amino acids. Gene Ontology annotation, biological process: synapse maturation; axonal transport of mitochondrion. NCBI's taxonomy places the organism in Eukaryota, Metazoa, Chordata, Actinopteri, Syngnathiformes, Syngnathidae. The transcript is spliced from 8 exons. Gene Ontology annotation, cellular component: vesicle; cytoplasmic microtubule. The record is from RefSeq and is a predicted model, not a curated record.